Messenger RNA from Dioscorea cayenensis subsp. rotundata (Guinea yam), 759 nucleotides. RefSeq lists its product as uncharacterized. The transcript has 4 exons. Gene Ontology annotation, biological process: recombinational repair. Lineage: Eukaryota; Viridiplantae; Streptophyta; Magnoliopsida; Dioscoreales; Dioscoreaceae. The coding region runs from base 1 to 759 and encodes 252 amino acids. The record is from RefSeq and is a predicted model, not a curated record.
AUGGCCAGCGUUGCCGCUGCCGGCUGGGAAGACGCCAUUGACGUCGACGACUCCGACCUACCAUCGCUCCUCUCCCCACCACCACCCCCUCCUCCUCCUCCUCUAACCAACCCCUCCCUUCCUUCCCUUCGCGCUUGCUCCCAACCCGCACGCCCUUCCUCUCAUUCCCAACCCCCGGAUAACGCCGCUCCUCAAUUGAAGGCGAGAUCGGAGACACGGAAACUCAUCCCUGGUCCAGCCGGCGCCGUCCAGGCCGCCAUGCUCCGUCGAUCCGCCUCUCCGGCUGUGCCGCCCUCCAGAACUGGCCUUCGUCCCGAGACCGAAGUCGGGGUUGAUUUCAGGCCGGAUCUGGACGAAGAUGAUGAGGACUUCAAGAUGAAUCCAUGGCUGUCUGCCCUGAACUUUCUCGGUGAGGGCAUUGUCACGCUUCUUCGGUGUCAAUUGGAUCGAUCAAAAAGCUGUGAAAGUGAUUUCGAGAGAUUUCCGCAGGUAUCAGGGAUCGUGAAGUCUUGCACGCCCAACGGAUUGGGGGAUUUGUUCAUAACUUUGAAGGAUCCGACUGGUACGAUUGAUGCUUCCGUCCAUCGGACAGUUAUUGAAAGCCGGAAACUUGGUGGUGGCAUAUCUGUUGGGUGUGUCCUUAUCUUGAAGCAGGUCUUACAUCUUCCACCUGUAGUGCUAAAAUUUUCAUUAGUUGAUGAUUUUGAUUGCUGCUACUUUUUCCCAAUAAAUUCAUAUAGACUUGGAGUGGGUGUGUGA